CCGAGGGAUAACCAGGAAGUGUUGCACUGCUGUGUGGAACGCACGAGAAUCCUAUGGCUGCAGAGGAGCGCACGUUAAACUUUAAUGUGGGGGUUCUGGGGCACAUUGACAGCGGGAAGACGUCCCUGGCCAAGGCGCUGAGUACCACGGCCUCCACCGCUGCCUUCGAUAAGAACCCGCAGAGCCGGGAGCGGGGGAUCACGCUGGACCUGGGCUUUUCUAGCUUCUCUGUGCAGAUUCCCGAACACCUGACUGGUACCGGCUACACUCGGCUGCAGUUUACCCUAGUGGAUUGCCCAGGACAUGCCUCACUCAUCAGGACCAUUAUUGGGGGUGCGCAGAUCAUUGAUUUGAUGAUGCUGGUGAUCGAUGUGACUAAAGGAAUGCAGACGCAGUCCGCCGAGUGCCUGGUCAUUGGACAAAUUGCCUGUCACAAAAUGGUGGUGGUUCUGAACAAAACUGACCUGUUGCCUGAAAACAAGAGGCAGGCGGCUAUCGACAAAAUGACUAAGAAGAUGCAGAAGACCCUUGAGAACACGAAGUUUCACGGGUCCCCCAUUAUUUCAGUGGCAGCAAAGCCGGGAGGGCCAGAAUCUCCUGAAACUGUGACAGCGCAAGGGAUCUCGGAUCUCAUUGAGCUCCUGAAGUCUCAAGCCUACCUGCCCAAGAGAGACCCUUCUGGUCCAUUUCUUAUGGCAGUUGACCACUGCUUCUCCAUUAAAGGUCAGGGCACCGUGAUGACGGGCACCAUCCUUUCUGGAUCCAUCAACCUCAAUGACAAUGUGGAGAUUCCAGCCCUAAAGGUUACCAAGAAGGUGAAGAGCAUGCAGAUGUUUCACAAGCCCAUUAGCCGCGCAGUGCAAGGAGAUCGUUUGGGCAUCUGUGUCACCCAGUUUGAUCCCAAGCUCCUGGAGAGGGGACUGGUCUGUACGCCUGAGUCGCUGCACACCAUACACGCAGCUGUAAUAUCUGUCCAUAAAAUCCUGUAUUUUAAAGGCGCACUUAACACCAAGUCCAAGUUCCACAUCACAGUUGGCCACGAAACGGUCAUGGGAAAAGUGAUGUUUUUUAGCCUCUCACCAGAUAGUGAACCCCAAGAAUUGCCUCCAAAUACGUUUGAUUUUAGCAAGGAGUAUCAGUACCAAGAUUGCUACCUAACCAAAGAUUCUGUGACCUCUGAUCCGGUAAAAAAGGAAGAUGAAAACUUACCCAAGCAACAAUGGGCACUGCUGGAGUUUGAGAGGCCAGUAACCUGUCCCAAGCUGUGCCUUAUUAUUGGUUCCAAACUGGACACAGACAUCCAUUCCAACACCUGCCGGCUCGCGUUCCAUGGGGAAUUACUGGAAGGGAUGGAAGAGAAAAACUAUCCAGAGACUUUCCUUCCCAAGCUGAAGGUAUUCAAGAUGAAGCACAAAGAAGGACAAGCAGAGAGGGUAAAUGAUGAUUACAGCGUAAUUGGGCGCUCGUUAUUCAAAAAGGAGACCAACAUUCAGCUGUUUGUGGGACUGAAAGUGAAGCUGUCAACCGGAGAGGACGGAGUGAUCGAGGGCAGCUUUGGACAGAGCGGGAAGUUUAAAAUUCGGAUUCCCAAUGGUCUGCAGCCUGAAACCAAGAAGACUCUGUCAGCCUCAUCCAAGAAGAAGUCAAAAUCUAGUAAAGGAGACUCAGAGUCAACUCAGGUGGAGGAGGUCAGAGCAGAUGGCCAACCUGUACUCAUCACUUUGUGGUUCAAAAGAUACGUGUUUGACCCCCACAAAAAGAUGAUUCAGACUUGAUGCACCUGGUUGGGUCACAGAAUAUCCAUCCCAGGGGACCAGCAGAUGUCAUAACCACCUCUACAAGGGACCAGCCGAUGUCAUCGCUGCCCGUACAAGGGACCAGCCGAUGUCAUCGCUGCCCAUACAAGGGACCAGCCGAUGUCAUCGCUGCCCAUACAAGUGACCAGCCGAUGUCAUCGCUGCCCAUACAAGAGACCAGCCGAUGUCAUCGCUGCCUAUACAAGGAGCUGGUAGCUGUCACCAACCUGAGAUGUUAGCACUGAAAAUCUGCAGGUCCAUUUGAUGAAAAAUGAGCUGUAAUUAGCAAGUGUGAACCAUAGAUUAUUUUAAUUUUAUAUAUAUAUAUCAGGACUCUAAUUGUCAUCUUUAUGUUAUAUUUUUGAGAUAGAAUCAUUAAUAAAAUACAAAUUAGUUAUAACUCAAAUUAUAAAACAAAAUGAUUGAAUAUGGUCCAUGGCCGAGAGCGUUUGAUCCUCACUAUGCUGAGUUGAAGUUUUACAAUAUUUUGAGUUUUAUAUUUAAAUCCGGUAGCUGCGCAUCUGCUGGGUGAAUGAGCUAUCGUGCAUGCGCCCUAAUGGAAUAAAACAUCUCAUUUAUA
Messenger RNA from Bombina bombina (fire-bellied toad), 2376 nucleotides. RefSeq names its product eukaryotic elongation factor, selenocysteine-tRNA specific (gene EEFSEC). The transcript is spliced from 7 exons. Lineage: Eukaryota; Metazoa; Chordata; Amphibia; Anura; Bombinatoridae. Gene Ontology annotation, molecular function: translation elongation factor activity; GTP binding; GTPase activity. Bases 54 to 1775 code for a protein of 573 amino acids. The record is from RefSeq and is a predicted model, not a curated record. Gene Ontology annotation, biological process: selenocysteine incorporation.